Messenger RNA from Hyaloscypha bicolor E, 195 nucleotides. RefSeq lists its product as uncharacterized. The annotation marks the transcript as partial. The transcript has a single exon. NCBI's taxonomy places the organism in Eukaryota, Fungi, Ascomycota, Leotiomycetes, Helotiales, Hyaloscyphaceae. The record is from RefSeq and is a predicted model, not a curated record.
AAUUAUUUGUUAUAUAGAUUUCCUAGAACUAGAAAAUCGAAUUUGAACUUGGCUAUUACUAGUUAUUUUAACUUAAAUAUCUAUAUUCUUAAUCUGUUUAUUAUUAGUAAAGCUAUUCUAAAGCGCCUAUUUAAUAGCUUUCUAAGUUACUAUAUUAUUUUUUUAGAAGAUAUUAAUAUUAUUAGCUCGAAUUAA